Messenger RNA from Fusarium sp. VM40, 1392 nucleotides. Lineage: Eukaryota; Fungi; Ascomycota; Sordariomycetes; Hypocreales; Nectriaceae. The record is from the annotation of a GenBank genome assembly.
AUGUCUCACCUCAUCGGAUACAACUUAGGCGCUCUUCAUCAAGCCAGCAGAGAACUCAACACAAAAAUCACAACCAAAUACUACCCAUCAGCAUCCAGCAUAGACAAAAACCCUAUAAUUCCCAGCCCAGGCAUCUUCGACCAACUCAAUGACUCCCAUCAAGACAACCUCCCAACUCCAGCGCAGUGCGCGGUUCAUCUGGAGCUUCUCGAGGUCUUCCAUGCGCUGCGCAUCAAGAUCCUCGAUUCAAAAGAACUCGAUGAGAUAUUCGAGCUGGGCGACGCGACGAAGACAGUUUACCGUACUAAAUACGUCGAAGGUCUGAACAAGACCGUCAACCAAGAGGUUACGCUGAGAAAUACCGUGUGGGAGCAGAAUCGCGAUAAGAAAUGGACUUUCUAUCUUGGUAAAGCUGUACCGAGGUUCUUGGUCUGGGCUGAUGAGUAUAAUACUUCCCUGGCUUCUAAACUGUCAAAAGAUGGUGUAGAUGAUGGCAGAACUGAGAUACCAUUGACUGAAACAUCAUGGUUACCGCCCGUUGAUGUCCUUAUGGUCUGGCAUGCUUUCCUGCUCAACCCAUCCGACUUUCUAGACUAUUGCAAGAAGACAUCCUGGAACUAUCUUCAAAGGGUGAUAUUCCCCUGGAAGCUCAUUCACAGGGUCAUACGGUCUCAAGGCACCAUCCGCGACGCUUGGGCAUAUGAGGCGAAAUCAUGGGAAGUCCCUAAAAGUAACUCCUCGAUAAGUGGCAAUUUGUUGAAGUCAAUUAUCGCAAAGGGCAAGGAAGAAACUCUUCGUAUCGACGAGCCCUUUAGUUCCUGGGCAGUCAAGCAGCUCGUUGAUAACGUCGAGCGCCAACGUGUCUUUGUCCAAAAAAUGAAUGCCCACCUCUGGAUCAGAAGCCCAGCGCUGCAGGGAACUCUCAAGAGAGCAGUCGAGCGAUACGACAGGUAUCUCCAGCUUUUCAGACUCUACCCAGGCAAGAUGCUCGUUCCUACACUGGACAUUGAUCUGGUCUGGCACACGAGCCAGCUCUCGCCGGCCGCCUAUAAAGCUUCAGUGGAGGCACGAUGCGGUCGCUUUAUCAACCACGAUGACAAGAUCGCAAAGCAUAAGUUGGUUGUCGGCAACGACGAAACGCAGAAUCUUUACCGGAUUCGUUUCGGGCUUGAGUAUUCGGUUUGUUUGUGCUGGGAGUGUCAGGCUGUGAUGUCUGCUGUGGAGGAUUCUGACAGGGAUGGAGAUGUUGAGGAAAUGCGGUCUGAAGGCUUUGAAGGGAACCUUGCUGAUAGGAUCCUGGAAGAUGUCAAGUAUUUCCGGUCUGUGGAAUCUGCGAGACGAAGAAAUCAUGUCAAGCUACCAGUCCGUGAAGAUUGGCCGCUAGUCAACUAG